Messenger RNA from Seriola dumerili (greater amberjack), 2941 nucleotides. It is a transcript of the gene hells, whose product is annotated as helicase, lymphoid specific. Gene Ontology annotation, cellular component: pericentric heterochromatin; nucleus. The transcript has 23 exons. Gene Ontology annotation, biological process: lymphocyte proliferation; DNA methylation-dependent constitutive heterochromatin formation; pericentric heterochromatin formation. Gene Ontology annotation, molecular function: chromatin binding; ATP binding; ATP-dependent chromatin remodeler activity. NCBI's taxonomy places the organism in Eukaryota, Metazoa, Chordata, Actinopteri, Carangiformes, Carangidae. The coding region runs from base 315 to 2888 and encodes 857 amino acids. The record is from RefSeq and is a predicted model, not a curated record.
CAGAUCUCAAACGUGGAGUUCAGAUCAGUCUGACUUUACGUAACUGCAUAGUUAUAGAUAAAGUGAUAUAUUUUAGAGCAUAUUGGGAUAACUACGGUCCUGCACGUGCAGAAACUACUACUGCUACCACACUAUCGUGUGUUUGCUCGCUGGCUCGGUCACAGAUUGCUUCGCAAAUUUAGUUUUAUAACUGCUUGAAUAACUCGCCUGUGUAACUCGCAAUAAGUCAUUAUUGUGUUGAGUAAGAAUAACUUUUCUUUUUGUAACAUCUAAACCUUCAAUUAACUACAUUAGCCCUAUCGUCUGGUUCACUAAUGGAAACAACGAGCAGUGUGAAGGAAGGAAGUCGCAGUGCCUCCCCUCACUGCCCCAAACCAGAUGAACCAGAGGAGCCUCUGGGCACCGCCAUGGAGACUGAAGCUGCCAAAGAUGUCAGUGUGAAAUCUGAGAAUGUGACUUCUGAGGUGGUUAUCACAAAAGAAAUGGAGGAAGAAGAGAAGCAGCUGAUGAAGGAAGGCGAGAGGAAAGAGAAGGAGAUGAUGGAACAGGCCCGCGAAUCGUGGCAGAGGGAUUCUCACGACAUGCGCUUUAAGAGGCUGCAGCAUCUGCUUCAGAAGAGCAACAUCUACUCCAAAUUCCUGCUGACUAAAAUGGAGCAACAACAGAAUGAGGAGAAACUCAGGAAGGAGAGACUGGAGAAGAAGCCCAAGAAGACGCAGGGCACCAAAUGUGCAGAACCUGAAAAAGAUAAAAAGAAGAGGAGGAGGGAUGAUGACUACAAAAUAUCAGAUGUCAUGUCGAAAGAAGAAAUCAUGUCGCAAGCUAAGAAAGCAAAAGUGGAGGAAGGGGACGAGGGGCCGGCCCAGAAAAAACUAGAAGCUGAGGAUAUCGAGAAGAUGAGCGAUUCCAACCAAGACAUCAAGAACCGUCUGUCGGAGACGGUGCGAGACAACGCCAAGCAGCUGCUGGAUCCUCAGAGGAAGGUGAACGGCGAGCCGGUCCCCAUCCAUCAGCCACAGCUCUUCACUGGAGGGGUCAUGAGGUGGUACCAGAUUGAAGGCAUCGAGUGGCUGAGGAUGUUGUGGGAGAACGGCAUCAACGGGAUCCUGGCUGAUGAGAUGGGACUGGGAAAGACCAUCCAGUGCAUCGGUCACAUCGCCAUGAUGAUAGAAAAGAAAGUGAUGGGGCCCUUCCUGGUGGUCGCCCCUCUCUCCACCCUGUCCAACUGGAUUAACGAAUUCAAGCGCUUCACACCCGAGGUGUCUGUACUGCUUUACCACGGCCCCCAGCCAGAGAGGGCCAAGCUGCUGAAGCAGAUCCGCAGGCCUCAGGGGCCCCUCAGCAUGUAUCCCGUGGUCGUCACCUCCUUUGAGAUCGCUAUGAUUGACAGAAAAUUCCUCCAGCGUUUCCAGUGGAAGUAUCUGAUCGUGGACGAAGGUCACCGCAUCAAAAACCUCAACUGUCGCCUGGUGCGGGAGCUGAAGAUGUUUCCCACCGACAACAAGCUGCUGCUGACAGGCACACCACUGCAGAACAACCUGGCUGAGCUCUGGUCCCUCCUCAACUUCCUCCUGCCAGAGGUCUUUGAUGACCUCAAGAGCUUUGAGUCGUGGUUUGACAUCAACACCCUCGGGGAGGCUGAGAGUGUGGUGGCUACCGAGCGCGAGCAGAACGUUCUGAGCAUGUUGCACCAGAUUCUGACUCCGUUCUUGCUGAGAAGGCUGAAAUCAGACGUGACCCUGGAGGUUCCUCCCAAGAAGGAGAUCAUCGUUUACGCUCCUCUGACGCCUAAACAGGAGACCUUUUACACCGCUGUGGUCAACAACACCAUCACCAAGAUGCUGGGCCAGGAGAAGACAGAGGAUCCUGUGGAGCUGAUGUCGAACAGCAGGCCAAAGCGGCGCAGUCGAAAGGUGGUGAACUACAAAGAAACAGACACAGACUCGCCGAAGGACCUGGAGAAAUACCUGGACAGUGUCCGCAAGGACGUGGAGCUGAGCCUUAUUCCAGUGCUGAACGUGCAGAGCCCGCUGGACGCUCACAUCCACCUGAAGCUGCAGAACAUCCUCAUGCUGCUAAAGAGAUGCUGCAACCACCCCUACCUGGUGGAGUACCCCCUCGACCCCGCUACCCAGGAGUUCAAGAUUGAUGAGGAGCUGGUGCGGAGCUCAGGGAAGUUCCUCAUACUGGACAGACUGCUGCCUGAACUGAAGAAAAGAGGCCACAAGGUUCUGAUCUUCAGUCAGAUGACGUCCAUCUUGGAUAUCCUGGUGGACUACUGCUAUCUGCGGGGCUUCCAGUACAGCCGGCUGGAUGGCAAAAUGUCCUACACAGACAGAGAUGAAAAUAUGGUCAAGUUCUCCACUGAUCCAGAGGUGUUCCUGUUCCUGCUGAGCACCAGAGCAGGAGGACUUGGGAUCAACCUGACAGCUGCUGAUACAGUCAUCAUCUUCGACAGCGACUGGAACCCCCAGGCUGACCUGCAGGCCCAGGACCGCUGUCACCGCAUUGGUCAGACCAAACCAGUCGUGGUGUACCGCCUGGUCACAGCCAACACCAUUGACCAGAAGACCUUGGAGAGGGCGUCGGCCAAGAGGAAGCUGGAGCAGAUGAUCAUUCACAAGAAUAAGUUCAAAGGCAGAAGGGCCGAGCUGAACCAAGGUAAAAGCUGCAUUGAUCUGGAUGAGCUGAUGGACCUGCUCAAAGCCAGAGGCCCAGAGAAGGAGGUGAAAGCAUCCAAGGGUAAGGUGAUCAGUGACAAGGACCUGGAGAUUUUGCUGGAUCGCAGCGACUUACUGGACAAAGAGAAGGCGCGUGUGAAAAAGGAGAAGGUGGGAGUCUUCAGAGUGAUCGAUGCCAAAGAGUCGUCGGAGAUCACACUGACCUGAGAACACUUGAAAUAUUCAUAUGUGAACUUCUGACCAGAGUCCUUCAGAGAGAG